AUGAUAUUCACGCGUGGUGUUUCCCUGACCAACUUCCUGGUGGCGAGCUCCGCCCUGGGCUUCCAGGUGUUUGUGCUGUACCCAUGGCACAAGGAGCUAGAUGCCGGGUUCGAGGAGCUGAAGAGGGAGCAUCUCAAGGUCUUGGAUGCUGUGGGAAACAGCCUCAGCGUCCAGCAGCAAAAGACAUUCUCCGACAAGCUGAACGAGAUUAAGCGCGAACCUGGUCCGAGAAGCGCCUAUUUUGUCGCUGCACAUACCUCGAGGGCGGGAGAAGCAGCUACCGUCAACGACAAACUUGUGCCGGCCAAAAGCAUCCAAUCUACAGUCACCGUUAGCCAGGGUACCGCAGAUGUCUCCUUGUACGCAAGAUACGCCUUGGCCGGGGCAUUCUGUUGUGCAUUCACACAUGCAAUCCUGACUCCCGUCGACGUUGUAAAGACUCGAAUACAACUUGAUCCGACAAAGUACAGCAGCAGCCUUUACAAGAGCGCACGGCAAAUCUUGCAGCUGGAAGGGCCGGCGGCCUUCUUGACAGGAUUAAAACCGACGAUUGCAGGAUAUUGCCUACAGGGCGCCUUUAAAUUUGGCGGGUACGAGUUCUUCAAGGCACAGGCCGUCGACUAUCUCGGAUAUUCGACCACCGCCGACAACCGCAAUGCCGUGUACCUUACAUCGGCCGCGGCGGCAGAAUUCCUGGGCGACAUCGCCCUAUGUCCGUUUGAAUCUGUUCGGAUCCGGCUCGUCUCCCAACCUACCUACGCAAACGGCUUAAUCGACGCAUUGGCAAAGAUGGCCAGGGAGGAGGGUCUGCGUGGCCUAUACUCGGGCCUGGGGCCUAUCCUCCUCAAGCAGAUUCCAUACACCAUGGCGACGUUUCUGGUUUACGAAAAGGCAGUGCAGACGGCACAUGCCGUGGUGGACAGGGAAAGCCUCUCCGCGGCUGGGGUCACGGGCGUCAAUCUCGGAGCGGGCCUCGUUGCUGGUCUGGCCGCUGCGGUGGUCUCUCAACCGGCAGACACGAUCCUCAGCAAGAUCAACAAGGACAGGGGGCAGGCAGGCGAGGAUACUACGCGCCGCAUAGUGCGCAUCGCGACGGAGCUCGGGCCGCGUGGUGCAUUUACCGGGAUGCGGGCUCGGUUGGUCAUGGUAGGCGCCAUGACGGCUGUUCAAUUUGGCAUCUAUGGGAAUAUAAAAAAGCUUUUCGGGGCAACGGAUGGCGUGGAGCUAAAAUAA
Molecule: messenger RNA, 1233 nt
Organism: Akanthomyces muscarius
Lineage: Eukaryota; Fungi; Ascomycota; Sordariomycetes; Hypocreales; Cordycipitaceae
Exons: 5
Coding region: 1-1233 (410 amino acids)
Biological process (GO): mitochondrial phosphate ion transmembrane transport
Cellular component (GO): mitochondrial inner membrane
Molecular function (GO): phosphate transmembrane transporter activity
Source: RefSeq, a predicted model, not a curated record